AAAUUUCCAAACUCCUACAGCGAGUUUUCGUGCGUUUGCAUAACUUCGCCGGCAGUUUAGCAUCGGUGUCAUGGUACUAGGCCAUCCUACUCUCUGGGGAAUUACUCUACUGCAUUUUUUUUGGGUCCAUACUCCCCAGCUAUAUAUAUAUAUAAGCCAUAACCUGACCCUGCUCUUUUCCAAUAACAAGAACAUUUUAUUGAUGACAACAGAUAUCGUCCAUUCCUCCUACUUACUCUCCUAAUUUCUCACUAACCAGUCCACCCAUCUCCAAUUCUCCACCACCCUUCGGUCAAUUUGCUUCUCUACCCAAAAAAAAAAAAAAACCAAAAAAAAAAAAAAGUUUCAAUGUCCAAAGACUGCCCAUCCCAACUAACUCCUUCGUUUUAAACGACUCUAUAUAUAGCGUCAUACCACCACUACCACUGCUACAAACUACAAAACUCACAGACUACCAAUUCUUCAAAGGUGCCGCGAAAUCUCUGAGUGCUAGUUACAAUAUGUCCCUCUCGCUCUCCGUUGGUGAAGUUCAUGUUGACGGCCACGUUUUCCCUCCGGCCGCGAAGAAGCCUCCUGGCUCUAAUCAAAACUUUUUUCUGGGAGGAGCAGGGGCGCGAGGAUUGGAAAUUGAAGGCAAGUUUAUUAAAUUCACGGCUAUUGGAGUUUACUUGGAGGAGACCGCCAUUCCGUCACUGGCCGUUAAGUGGAAGGGCAAGACUGCAGAGGAAUUAACGGAAUCCGCUGAGUUCUUCAGAGACAUCGUUACAGGUCCCUUUGAGAAAUUUAUAAGGGUGACGAUGAUCUUGCCCUUAACGGGUAGGCAAUACUCAGAGAAGGUUGCCGAAAAUUGCGCUGCUUAUUGGAAAGCAGUUGGAAUUUACACUGAUGCAGAGGAUAAAGCCAUUGAAAUGUUCCUUGACAUCUUCCAGAAUGAGUCCUUCCCACCUGGAGCCUCUAUUCUGUUCACCCAGUCACCUCUGGGAUCAUUAACGAUUAGCUUCUCGAAGGAUAGUUCAAUUCCUGAGGUCAGCAAUGCAGUUGUAGAGAACAAGCUACUGUCAGAAGCGGUGUUGGAGUCCAUAAUUGGCAAAAAUGGUGUUUCACCUGACACAAAGAAGAGUUUGGCAAUACGUUUAUCAGACUUACUGAAAGUGUUCGACAAUAAUAAUAAUAAGAAACUUGAGGCCGACGGGGCUAUUGCUGCGGAAGCCCCGGACGAAAAGCAGGUUAAUGGCGUGAAAGUUCCGGUACAAGUACCUUAAGCUGAAUGUAAUGUGGCCUACCUUUCUAUUGCAUUCUGCUUUGGAAGAGUAUAAAUGAACUCUCUUUCCACGUCUUCUUGUAGAUCAGCUUCUACUAUGUACUUGAAUAAUAGUUACAGAGUUGAUAUUGUCAUGGUUUUACCUAUCUUUAGCUUGCAGCCAUAUUGUCGCUGAAAGCCUCAUGGCAUAGUGUUCAAUUGUCAACUAACAUAUCUGAGACAUGCUCAUAUUUAACAAAUUAUAUAUAUUAAUUUUCA
Messenger RNA from Coffea eugenioides, 1519 nucleotides. Its product is annotated as chalcone--flavonone isomerase. Gene Ontology annotation, molecular function: chalcone isomerase activity. The transcript is spliced from 4 exons. Gene Ontology annotation, biological process: flavonoid biosynthetic process. Lineage: Eukaryota; Viridiplantae; Streptophyta; Magnoliopsida; Gentianales; Rubiaceae. Bases 501 to 1262 code for a protein of 253 amino acids. The record is from RefSeq and is a predicted model, not a curated record.